Varanus komodoensis (Komodo dragon) is the source of this 1636-nucleotide messenger RNA. It is a transcript of the gene DNAJC22, whose product is annotated as DnaJ heat shock protein family (Hsp40) member C22. The transcript has 3 exons. The record is from RefSeq and is a predicted model, not a curated record. Lineage: Eukaryota; Metazoa; Chordata; Lepidosauria; Squamata; Varanidae. Gene Ontology annotation, biological process: endocytosis. The coding region runs from base 273 to 1277 and encodes 334 amino acids. Gene Ontology annotation, cellular component: plasma membrane; early endosome.
AGGUAUGUGGCUCUGGUUCCAGAAAGGCUGUUCAGGGGACCAUAGGAAGCUCCAGGGGUCAGACGAUGUGUCCACUAGCUCAUGGAUGGUCAGCAGCCCUGGAGAGGCUGGGGAUUGAACCUGGGGCCCUCUGCAUGCAAAGCUUGGGCUCUGCCUCCCAGCUAUGGUGGCUGCUUUGCCUUGGCACCGCUUAGAUGUCUUCUGUCGGUUCAAGAAUGGAUCUACUGGCAGACAGCGAGAUGUGCUGUAGCGGGAGACCUGGUCUGCAGUGAAUGAUGGCCAAGCGGCUGCUGGUGGCUAUUGCCCUCUGGGCCCUCGGAGGCCCACUUGGACUCCACCACCUUUACCUGGGCCGGGAUAACCACGCCUUACUGUGGAUGCUGACACUGGGUGGCUUUGGCUUUGGGUGGCUCUGGGAGCUCUGGCUGCUGCCCGGCUGGGUGGCUCAGGCCAACGGCACCCUGGAACCACAGAGCGACGAACAGCCGCCAUUGAACCCUGUGCGCUUCUUUGGCCAAGCCUUCGUAGGGAUCUACUUUGGGUUAGCGGCUCUCAUUGCUCUCUCAGCCCUGCCUGGUUUUUACAUUCUGGCUCUUCCCCUGGCGGUGGGCCUGGGAGUUCACUUGGUGUCUGGAGUAGGUAAUCAGGCCUCGAAUCUUCAGGCUACCUUCACAGCUGCCUUCGUAACCUCACUAAUCUUCUACGGCCGCUCCGUGGCAAUCCUGCCCAUCAGUCUCAUAACCAGCGUGACGGCCCAGUGGCAUCGGCACUACAAAUCCAGCAGGCACACCAGUGAGAAACUGAGUGGCCGCGUGUACCGACUGGGCCUGGCUUACCUGGCUUUCACAACGCCCUUGGCCUACUGCGCCUUCUGCAACACAGCGGCCACCAUCAGCUCUGUGGCCAGCACGAUUGGAGCUGCUCUGGAUUACCUCAACAUGUUUCCACUGCUGGGCAACAUGGUGGAAUCGGCACUUCUCCUGCCCUACCGUACCUGGAGGAUGCUGGGCUUCAGUGAAGGCUACUUCCAGGAGUGGGAGAAAGUAUUUGUAUUUGUGCAAUCUUUCCAGGAUGAAAGGCGACAGAUGGCAUACAAGGUCCUGGGCAUCCAUGAGGAUGCCACAUCUGAAGAAAUCAGCAAAAGGUACCGGGAGUUGGUGAAGCUUUGGCAUCCAGAUCACAAUCGCCAUCAGGCAGAAGAAUCAGAGAGACGUUUUCUUGAGGUGCAGGCUGCGUAUGAGCUUCUCAUGAAGAUGAAGAAAUCAAAGCAUGCAUGACCAUACUCUUGAUAACUCCAAAAACUCUUCUUGCUAUUAUGUUGCUGGAGAACAAAACACUGUUCAAGCUAGAGUUUUCAAAGUGUAAGAUGGGGUUUCUUAGAGGUUAAAGGUUUGGUUGCAGUAUUAUUUUCUGUUUGUCUCAUAUUGGUCCAGAAGGGCAAACCUCCUAUAACACAUCUUAUCAAUCUUUCUCUUCACCUUUUAGUUUUACAUGCCCUGUUUUUUGACAUGAGUGCCAUUAAACUUUGCUCUUCUGAAAUAUUUGUAUUGAAGGAUAGGCAACAAACUUAUUAACAGUGUAAUCCUAUAGAAGCCUACUCCUAAGUACGGUGGUACCUUGGCUCACAAACUUAAUC